This is a messenger RNA of Nezara viridula (southern green stink bug), 6708 nucleotides long. The record is from the annotation of a GenBank genome assembly. NCBI's taxonomy places the organism in Eukaryota, Metazoa, Arthropoda, Insecta, Hemiptera, Pentatomidae.
CUGAAAUUUCACACGGGUGCUAGUUAUAUACUCUGUGGUCCUGAUUGGAUUGGAGAGUUGUCCUAAUGGGUUAAUUUCUGUUUACUUCAUUAAAUAUUGAUAGUUUUAAGUAUUUAAUUUUAUCCCGUUUAUAUUUAUAAAAUACCUCAGUUAUUUUAAGUUCAAUUCUUUUUUUGUAUUCCCUAAAUUUGUUAGGUGAAUAAUUAUACGAUGAUAGAUGGAAAGUGAAGGUAGUAAUAUGUAGGGUUAAGUGAGUGAGAGUUAAAAAAAUGAAUUACAUCCUAUUAUUAAACAAGAAAAAUCAGGGAGACAUAAUGUUAUGACAGAGGGAAUAUAAAUCAUCUUCAUUCCAAAUGUCUUCAACCAAUUCUUCCAUUGAUGGUGUCACCACCUCAGACACUCUGACGCGGAGUUACUCUGUAUCUACUGCUGAUAGAGUACGGGAUAACAUUCCAACAAGAGAUUAUGAUGGUCUUAAAACGCAAUGUGAUAAGGCCAUGCAUGAAUUACAAGUGUUAAGAAGGCAACAUAGUGAGACUGUCCGAAGAUGUGAACAUACAAUGAAAGAACUUGAGUAUUAUAGGGGCCAACAUCACGCUGCAAUGGCCCAACUAGAAUCCGCUGCACAAGAAUCAUCAUCACUUCGCACUAAAUAUGGAGAAUUAGUUUCGGAUUUAAGAUCUAGUCAACAGGAAGGAGAAAAUGGAAAUAGUGACGCUAUGAAUCAGUUAUAUCUUACAACAUUAUCAAAAUAUGAAACAAUAAAAGAAGAAUAUGAAAGUUUAAGAAAGCGUUAUGAUGAUCUUAUUGCUUCUCAUUCUUCAGCUGUGGAUAAAUUGGAGCUGUCUCAGGAAGAAGUUGCUCGUAUCAAAAAACAGUGCGACGAAAUGGUUACUGAAAGAAAUCAAGCUAUAAGGGAAAGAAAUGGUUUGAAGCAGCAGUGCACCGCUGCGAUAAGACAAUGGGACAUUGCUCUCCGGGAACGGAACGAGUAUCAGGAAGCUUUGGCUAAGGUUCAGCAACAACAUGAGGAAGCAGUUAAAGAAAUCAAUCAGGCAAUGGCUGUAAGGAUGAAAGCUAGCAAAGAUCUGAAGCGACUUACCGAGGAAAGAAAUGCUGCUAUGCAAGAGUACUCCCUUAUCAUGUCGGAGCGAGACACUGUUCAUAAAGAAAUGGAAAAGCUUUCUGAAGAUUUAUCCCAAGCAUUUAAGAAAAAUAAGGCUGUGGAAUCAGAAAAUAAAGACCUUCUUGAAGAUAAAAAAACAUUAUCUUAUCAAGUUGAAACAUUGAAAAGAGAGAUAGCUUCAGCACUGCACGACAGGGACAAGGCAUUGAAAGAGUGUAAUGAUUUGCGGGAGAAAUUUGGCGAGUUUACAUUCAAAGAAGAAUCUCAAAGAGACAGUUUGAAAUCACGAUAUGAUUUUUCAUGUCGGGAAAGGGAUGCAGGCCGGAAAGACUUACGAGAAGUGCAAUCAAGUUCUAUGGACUUAUUCGGAAAAUGCCAGAAAGAACGUAUGGACAACUUAGACCAAGCUAAUCAGGAAAUAGACAGGCUGAGGAAACAUGCAGAUAAAGCCCAGCAAGAACUACAAGAGGCCUUGCAAGAAGCAGAAGUGUGCAAGAGAAGGAGAGAUUGGGCAUUCAGUGAGAGGGAUAAAAUAGUGCUCGAGAGGGAGAGUAUUCGUACCCUGUGCGACAAGUUGAGGAAGGAAAGAGAUCGUGCUGUGUCGGAGCUAGCCGAGGCUCUUAGGGACUCGGAUGAUAUAAAAAAGCAGAGAAAUGAAACUUCUAAACAGCUCAAAGUUCUCAAGGAAAAAAUGGAGGCUCAAAUGGAAAAGGAAAAUAGGAUGGUUCAGCUUCAUACCGUUAGCCAUAACUAUAGCCAUGACUCCGCGAUCGACACAGACAUGCAGGAAUGGGAUACUGAAAUGCUUAGUAUAGAUUUAAAUGGAUUCAGUACGGCUGAUGACUUAGGAAUAGAAUUGGUGGGCGGAAGAGACGAUCCUAAUUAUCCCAACGACAACGGUAUCUACGUCUCGUCGAUUGCCAAAGGGAGUGUAGCAGAUGGAAAAUUGAAACCUAAUGACUGCAUAGUACGGGUAAAUAAUAAAGACUGUAGUAAUGUUAGUAAGAGAUUCGUUUUGGAAACAAUGAAAUCAAGCGGCAGCACUGUGAUAAUGGUUGUGAGGAGGCGGCGACUCUUCACUACUCAGCUGCAGUUAAAGAACUAUGAUCAUGGUCUGACUUUAGAAGCAGGCAUUUUUAUAAGCAAAAUUUCGCCAGGAUCUUUGGCAGCUAGAGAGGGAAAUUUAGCUGUCGGUGAUAGAGUAAUAAGUAUUAACAACAAGAGUGUAGAAGGGCUGAUGAGCUCAAGGGAAGCAAUGAGCAUUCUUAACGAACCUAACGACGUCCUCGUCAUUCAGACGCUCAAGUGUUCUAGCAAUAGCGUGGCCUAUACUGGAAAGCAGUCGAAUGCUGGCACUCAGACACAAUCUCAAGAUAUGCAAACGUCACCACCCGUUUACCGUCCCAAUCCUCUCUCAAAUUUGCCAUCAGAAUCAAGCGGAGCCAAUGGGGAUUCUAAGUGGGUGAGGGAAGUAAGAGAAUCAGAAGAAAAGAAAAGGAAUAGAAAUUCUUCCCCCAUAACGUUUGAGCAGGAGCGCGAUGAUGCUAUUGCCGAGCUGGACAGUGUAAUAGAUAGCUACCACUCUAGAGGUGGAGGAACAGUACGACGGAGACCUAAAUACCAUGAUAAAAAUGGAGGAACCUGGCCUAAAGCUAGGGGUGGUCCAAUAAUCGAAGCUGGAACUGGUACUAUAUUGCAUCCCAGGAAGAAUAAGGAACGUCUUCCAUUGUCUGUCCUCCUUACUAAUCCGCCCAAUUAUCCUUUACCUCCUUGUUGUGAACCGCCUACCCGGAGGAAUAAUACUACCAUAGAUUUUUCCGUCAAGUCAGGUAACUUUGGCAAAGAGCUCGACUACUACGUGAAGAAGAAGGGGCGAGCAGAAGUGAGCGACAGCCACAUCAGGAUCCACUCGCAGCUGUAUGGCUCCCCCCAUUACCCCUUCACCCCUUUUAUCCAUCCGCACACUCACCCCCACUCACCUCCCCCUAGUUACCAUGUACCAUCCGAUACCAGGUCUUUCAGUUUUGAACCCUCUUACAAUCCUCUUCAGUAUCCUCACACACACUCACCGUCCAUGGAUUCUCACUACCACAAGACGAGGUCUUUAGCUUCGGCCCAUUCGCAUCCAUCUGAUGAUACCGAUCACCCCAGCUUCCAGCAUUACGAAGGUGGCACCUUUCCAAGAAAAAAGGAAAAUCCAAGAUUUAGGAUUCCAUCCAACCCCAGCGUGGCUAGUAAAGGUAGUGGUGGUAAAAUGUCUUCAGGAAGUAUUGAAAAGUCAUCAGAGAGAGGGAGCCCUAUGCCUACUUUUCAUGUUGAAGUCUUAAGCCCCGGGCUUCGUCAAAACAAAACUAAUUCUCUUCCUGAUUAUUGUUGGCCCCACAAACCAUCGCCCGGUGAGCUAAGGCGGGUCCAUAUAGACAAGUCUGUGGAACCGCUGGGCAUUCAGAUCUCAUGCCUGGAGAGUGGAGGGGUUUUUGUAUCUACUGUAAACGACAACUCGCUGGCUUCUCAAGUUGGCCUGCAGGUUGGUGAUCAACUUCUUGAAGUCUGUGGCAUAAACAUGAGGAGCGCUACUUACCAGCUUGCUGCCUCCGUCCUCCGCCAGUGUGGCAAUUCGAUCACGAUGCUUGUCCAGUAUAGCCCAGAGAAAUAUCAUGAGACUGAGACGACUGGUAGCUCAAGCAGCGGCGGUAGCAAGACACGAUCAGGCUCGCCAACCCCGUGCAACAGCCCCCGAGCUAACAGAAAGUCCCUACCCGCCCAGCUGGCACAAGCUGUAUCCAGUUUAAGCCACCAAUCUUCGUCUCCGAGGUGGAUAUCAUCACAUGACGAUCCUCGUUACUUACAAAUUGAAACACAUAAAUGCAGCAAUCUUGGAAUCAGUCUUGUUGGAGGUAAUGCUGUUGGAAUUUACGUCCAUAGUGUUCAAAAUGGUUCUUUGGCUUACACUGCCGGACUGAGGACUGGAGACAGAAUUUUGGAGUACAAUGGUACCGACCUGAGACAGGCUACGGCCGAAGAAGCUGCUUACGAACUGGCCAAACCAGCAGAUAAAGUGACUGUCUUAGCCCAAUAUUGCAUCGACCGUUACAACGAAAUAAAGGACAAACCAGGUGAUAGUUUCUAUAUAAGAGCAUUAUUUGAUCGAGUUGGAGAUGUUGGUGACACAUUGCAGUUAAGAUUUCGUAAAGAUGACAUCCUGUUCGUAGACAAUACCAUGUUCAAUGGAGUUCCAGGUAGCUGGAGGGCAUGGCUUCUUGAUGACGAUGGCAUCAGGAACCAAUGUGGCAUCAUUCCGAGCAAAUUCAAAGUUGAAGAAGAGAUGGUCGUGAGGCGGAGCCUGGGAGACUUGGAAGGUGAAGCGAGAAGAGCCACAAGAAGAUCGUUUUUCCGACGUAAAAAGCAUCAACGAUCUGACUCCAAAGAAUUAGCCUCAUUCUCUAACAUCAGCCUUGGCUGGUACAGUGACAGUGGAACGCUUAACGAGGAAACUUCCCUCGCCAGUUACCAAAGAGUUGUCAAGUUGAAUUACUCUGCGUUAAGACCUGUACUGGUUGUCGGGCCACUCUCCGAGUGUGUUACAGAAAAACUAAUCCAAGAUUUUCCUGAUAAAUUUGCUCGAUGUGUUCCUGAAGUUAUGCAUUGCUCACAGGCUAUGAUGGAGAAAGGAAUUUCUGAUAAUAUCUUUGUAGAUUAUAGAAAAAAAGGAACUUACUUUGAAUGUACGUCAGUUUCAGCUGUGAAGGAUAUGUGUGAUAAGAAGAUCCACUGUGUUAUCGAAGUUGGUUUGGCCUCAGUGGAACGACUCCACAAGCAUCAAAUCUAUCCUAUCGUUCUACUUAUUAAAUUUAAAUCUGCGAAGCAAAUAAAAGAAGUCAAGGAUACUCGGUAUUCAUCAGAUAAAGUGACAGCUAAAGCAGCCAAAGAAAUGUACGAGCAUUCCCUGAAGCUGGAGUCCGAGUAUAAGCAUUAUAUAUCAGCAAUAAUACCAGCUGCAGGUGUGAACAUUGCGUACAUGUGUACGCAGAUCAAAGCGGCCGUGGAUGUCGAACAGAACAAAACUUUAUGGGUACCGCCUAGUAAUAUUUGAAACGUCUUACAAGAACUGAGGAGCCAAAAUUAAUAUUUAUUCUCUAGUGCUAAGAUUGUACGGCUAAAUCGCUGUACAAUUAUUACCAAUGAUAUGGUUAAACCAAAGUUCGAUUUAAUUAACAUGCAUAAAGCUUUAACAAAAUCUAAAUAUGAAUCAAAUUUUCAAACCCGUUAUAGUUGAGAACCUAUAUUACCUGUUCAGAUAAUUUUCUAUUAUUUCUGUUAGGUAUUCUAAUUUAAAAAAAACAAAACAAUAAUACGCAUUUUGUAGAUUUUUUUUUAUCAUUUGACAUAUCAGUUAUAUUGUUAGCACAAGAUAAAAUUGGUAUUUUUAUAUUUUAUUUUGUAUGUGGUUGAAUUAUUUUCUUUAGUGAUAGGAAGUAGCAUUUCUGUGAUUAUUGUAACUUGCCCUUUUUAUUGUUAUAAUUAUAUAUAUAUACAUACAUAGGUGCUUCCCUUUAACGUAGUUGUAACUUUUUCUGACUAUUGUUAAUCUUUAACUGUUUACGUGUGAAGAGAAUGGGGUAAUAAUACGACAAUAUUUAGAAUUAGAUUGCCUUUAUCAGGCGUUCGGCAAUGCCUAAUUUGAUCUUAGGCCUUUGAAUAAAAAGAUGUUUGUAGUAAGUCUGCCUGCAAUGUUAUUGUUACUCACGAUGUAUUUUAUAGAUGAUAUUCAACUUAUAGACUUAGAAGGCUUAUAAAUGUAUAUUAUAUAAUUAUUAUUAUGGUUAGCCGUUUUAAUUUUGUGUUUGUUUAGAUGUUUGUUAUUAUUUAUAUUCAGAUUUAUACCAUUGUCUGAAGUUUUAUCUUAUAGUUGUAUAAAUGUUUAAAAUUGUGAUGUUAUAAAUGCAAUGAUGUAAUGUAAACGAAAAAAAAAAAAAAUAAAAUAAAAAUAAAUAAAAUGAAUAGGACCUAAGUAAACUUUUGAAACAAUGAUUUAAAUGUUGCAACGAUAGUUAAUACGUAUUCAUAAUCAAAGUCUGUAAUAACUGUCAAAUUGGCUGUUGGAAUUUCUUCCUUUUUUUUUUAAUAUAUAUAUUUAUAGGGUUCAACCCAAUUAUGUUCAUUUUUGAAAUUUUAUUAAUUUCUUCACUCGGUAUAUUUGUUGUAUGAUGGCACAUGUGAUAUUUUAUAUUUUUAUCAUUAAGGUUUUAAAUAAUAUUCUAGUGUUAGUAAGUUUGAGUGAUUAAGACUUUUAUUAAUGAAAUAUAUUAUUUUUCAUUAUUAUUAUUAUUAUUAUUGUAAUUAAAUAAAUGCCUAUAAUUUUUUGUGCUCUCCUUCAAAUAAUGGACAAGAUUUAUUUAAAGAGUAUUAUUUUUAUAUGAGAAAAUGUGAGUAUUUUUUUGUGUGAAUAUGUCUAGUCUGUUGCUUUGUUUUUUCUCUUUUAUAUGCUCUCGGUUAAUAUCCUUUACUUGUAAAAAUCAUUUAAAAACUUAUCUAUUUCAAUAAUUACAAUAUGGUGAUUGAAAUAAAAUUUUGAAACACCU